CUCCACUUGCACUCCUCCACUUGCAAUCCUCCACCGCACCACGCCUCCUCUCCCUACCCGCGCGCUUCUCGCGUCGUGCGCGGCGUUAUUAAUCCAUAUCAACAACAGCCAGUCCAUUCAUCACCACACCAAUGUCCAUCGAUCCAGAAACCAGAAGAAAGUUCUUGCUCCUACAAAAGAACGGCGACAACAAGAAGUGCUUUGACUGCGCCGCGCCAAACCCCCAAUGGGCCUCUCCCAAGUUCGGGAUCUUCAUUUGUUUGGAAUGUGCUGGUAUCCACAGAGGGUUGGGUGUCCACAUCUCGUUCGUCAGGUCCAUCACCAUGGACCAGUUCAAGCCGGAGGAAACUUUGAGAAUGGAAAAGGGCGGGAACGCCAGACUCAAGGAGUAUUUCACCCAAAACGGCGUGGACUUGGCGUUGCCAGCCAAGGCCAAGUACGACAACUACGUGGCUGAGGACUACAAGGAGCUCUUGACCUGCGACAUCGAGGACAGGGAGUACGUGCCCAAGGACCACUCGGGUGAGUCGUUGCCAGACGCCAGCACCACCAGCGCUGGCGCUACUCAGGCUGCUUCCACUCCCCAAGAGUCCAUCCAGUCGCGUAGGGGUCGCGCAGCUGAUAAGCAGAAGAACGAAGCAUACUUUGCGGAGUUGGGGUCAAAAAACGACCUGAGACCAGACCACUUGCCUCCUUCGCAGGGAGGCAAGUAUGCCGGAUUUGGCAACACACCAGCUGCCAGCGAGAGCAGCGGAAGUGGUGGAUCGUUGGCAGGUUUCACCGUUGAAAAAUUCCAGUCGGAUCCACUUGGCACUUUGUCGAAGGGAUGGGGCUUGUUUUCGUCAACCGUGGUCAAGUCUGUCAACGAGGUCAACGAGUCUGUGAUCAAGCCUAGCAUCAGUCAGUUGCAGGAGAGCGAGAUCAGUGCCGAGGCCAAGAGGGCCAUGGCCCAGUUCGGCCAGAAGAUGCAGGCCACAGGCAAGUAUGGCCAGGAAACCUUCAACUCGUUCACCAACGACAUAAACCAAAACGGAAUCAACAAGACCAUCGAUACCAGAUUCGGCAAGCUCUUCGACGGGUUGCUGGUGAGUGAAAAGGAGCCUGUCCAGCCGGCAUUCGGCUUUAAGGCUGCUGAAAAGACGAAGUUAGAGGGGUUUGCAGGUGGAAAGAAGAAGGAAGAGGAUGACGACAAGUGGGACGAUUUUUGAGCACGAUAGAGUGGUCCACUCAGGUAGACCAGGCCCGCUGCCCAUACCAGAUAUUCUCAAUGCAUAAUUAUAUAGAAAUAGUACAGGUCUAUGCCGGG
This is a messenger RNA of Suhomyces tanzawaensis NRRL Y-17324, 1306 nucleotides long. It is a transcript of the gene AGE3, whose product is annotated as Age3p. NCBI's taxonomy places the organism in Eukaryota, Fungi, Ascomycota, Pichiomycetes, Serinales, Debaryomycetaceae. The record is from RefSeq and is a predicted model, not a curated record. The coding region runs from base 132 to 1208 and encodes 358 amino acids. Gene Ontology annotation, molecular function: GTPase activator activity. Gene Ontology annotation, cellular component: Golgi membrane. The transcript has a single exon. Gene Ontology annotation, biological process: regulation of endocytosis; regulation of ARF protein signal transduction.